AUGUCACAUUCAUCUAAACCAGUCAAUAUAGCCUCUCCAACUAGCUUUGGCCAUGGAAGAUACGCGACCAGGGGUUACUUGCUCCUCAUCAUCUCUCUUACACUCAAUGUAUUGCUCAUAGUGGCUAUCAUCCGACCGGCCAUCGAUAUCAAUGGAAUCCUUAAGCAGGAUACUUUCUUUGGAAAUAGUGGACACAGUAGCACCGGACCCAAUAUGCCUUUGGUCGAAAAUGCAAGUUCAGGACGAUGCCCUUCAUCGACUUACCAACAGGCCUCCCCACCUGCCACUGUCAAUCUCUGGGCAUCGUUGACAAUUCCAGAACUCGCGGAAAUCGACGCAUGGGUUAGAGCCCCGGAGCGACGCCUGAACUUGACGCAAAAUAAGAAUUCGGCCCUUUCUGAUAAUGUCAUUUAUUUGAUUGAAGCCUACUAUCCGCCAAAGAAAGAAGCGCUUGCUUUUCUUAACGAUCCUCACCAGGUUCCACGGCCAGACAGAUACGCAAGAGUUACAAUACAACACGGAGGACUGAAAAUACCUGAAAUCAAGGACUACCUGGUCGGUCCGCUUCCUAUCGGCUCAGCCACGAAAAUUCGUCGACUUACGGAAAUAUACCACCGUGAAGACAUACCGUUUAAUGCUUAUGCACUGACUAACUGGACUAGCAUUCCAUCAUUUAUGGCACGCGCAGUGAAACCUCUUAUCCCCGCAAUGGAAGAUUUGUUUGGGGGGACUAUUAGGGGAUUUGACAAUGACACCCUCAUAGCUGGAAUGAGUGGCCCAUUUAGUUUCGACGGUAGCUUUAGGCGUCUAUGGACAACCUGGAGAAGAAAUACAGCAGGAUCAUACCUUUUACCCGUCAAUUUUUACAAUUACAUCGACAUAUCAGGGACAGACCCCUCACAGUGGAAGAUUCUCAAGCUUAUGUAUCAUGAUCAAAUAUUUCCGACUGUUGAGUCUUUCCUAGAAGCAUAUAACAACGGCACUUUGGUUCGUCAUCCGGAACAGAAAGCGCCUGACUUGGAUUUUUCCUGGACCCAGAGAAAGAGGGUGGGACAAGACCGCGAUCUUGACGAACUUCCUGGACCUCGUUCGGUAUCAUUUUCAGGACUGCGUUACAGGAUUGAUCGUGAACAGCAAUAUGUCAGUUGGCUGGGAUGGGGAAUGUACUUAGGAUUCGACCGUGAUAUGGGGUUAAAUCUAUGGGACAUUCGAUUCCGCGGUCAAAGAAUCAUCUACCAGCUACAACCUCAAGAAGCAAUUGCACAAUAUGGUGGAAAUGAUCCAUUGCAAACAUCAACUGCCUGGCUUGAUCGUCACUUUGGCAUGGGGACCAUGGUACGGGAUAUGAUACCGCAUUACGACUGCCCACAAGAAUCGGUAUACCUCCCAGCCAUAACAUUCACUCCACAAGGGAACGUGCAAGUCCAGCGAGCUAUUUGCAUUUUCGAACAAGAUACUGGGAGACCGCUGUCUAGACAUACCGGUUUCUUGGAAGGAGAAUUUGGUGCCGUCAAGUCGUAUGUUCUCACCAUCCGGACAGUUACUACUGUUGGAAAGUAUUUUGACUAUUCCUUCUAUCUUGAUGGUACCAUUGAAGUUCGCUUAUCAGCAUCAGGAUAUAUGCAAGGGGGUUACUAUACUUCAAAAAUCCAAGAAGGAUAUGGAGGUAGAAUCCGCCAUACAUCAAUGGGAAACCUACACGACCAUGUCAUCAAUUAUAAAGUCGAUUUUGACAUCGCCGGGACAGAGAACUCUUUGCUCAAGACUACAACGAAGCAAGAAGAAGUUACACAUCCCUGGUUGGACGAUGACUGGGGCAAACAGGCGAUACAGCAAAGAAUCAACAAAGAAUAUAUUGCAAAUGAAGACGACGCACUGUUAAAAUAUCCAACGAACUUCCAGGGAGGGUACGCUAUAGUGAAUCAGGACGUCCGAAACACCUGGGGUCUUCCCAAAGGAUAUGCAAUACACCCAGGCUACUCGCCAAUUCACAACACUGUCGUCGGCUCCAAACGUCUUCUUAACAAUGCCAAUUGGGCACGGUAUAACCUCGCAGUGUCGCUGCGGAAGGAGACAGAGCCGAGCUCUAGCAGCAUGUGGAACCUUCACCUUCCCGGUGCUCCAAUGGUCGAUUUCCACAAAUUCUUUAAUGGGGAAAAUAUCACACAGCAGGACCUGGUGGCUUGGAUUAACCUGGGGAUGCAUCAUCUCCCACAAGCUGAAGAUUCGCCGAACACGAAAACCAACCUGGCAACUUCGAGCUUUUUGUUGACACCUUUGAACUACUUUGAUGCCGAUGUAUCAAUGGAAAUGAAGAACGCAAUCCUGCUGCAUCCACCCAAAGCGCCUGGGGGGUCUUACACUUUCGAUGAUUAUGGGGUAAAGCAGGAUGUCACUUGCUUGCCUGAUGCUCCGGCCCCUUUUGAAUACACUCCCACUAAGUGGCUUGGACUUUCAGGCGAGCCAGAUGUCAUAAGUCCAGAGGAUGCCAGGCGGGUCUCUGAAAUGUAUUUGCGAGUCAGAAUAGGAGCAUAA
Molecule: messenger RNA, 2535 nt
Organism: Psilocybe cubensis
Lineage: Eukaryota; Fungi; Basidiomycota; Agaricomycetes; Agaricales; Agrocybaceae
Exons: 11
Coding region: 1-2535 (844 amino acids)
Biological process (GO): amine metabolic process
Cellular component (GO): plasma membrane
Molecular function (GO): copper ion binding; quinone binding; primary methylamine oxidase activity
Source: RefSeq, a predicted model, not a curated record